AUGGGAGGCGCGGUUAGUUCUGGCCAAGACAAUGAUGAACUGAUAGAUAACCUAAAAGAUGCCGGAUAUAUCAAGACGACCGAUGUUGAGCGGGUGUUUCGGAUUGUGGAUCGAGCCCACUAUUACCUGGCCGAGUCCAGAGAGAGUGCAUACAAAGACCUGGCAUGGAAGAGUGGUACACUACACCUGUCAGCUCCUUGUAUCUAUUCGGAGGUGAUGGAAGCUUUAGAACUGACCAAGGGAUUGUCAUUUCUUAAUUUGGGAAGUGGCACUGGAUACCUCAACACAAUGGUUGGUUUCAUGAUUGGUCCGUUUGGAGUCAACCAUGGCAUAGAACUUCACUCAGACAAUGUGGCCUAUGCUAACAAGAAACUGGAGAGUUUUAUUCAGACCAGUAAAAAGUUUGAUGACCUGGAACUGUGUGAGCCACAGUUUGUGGUUGGGAACUGUCUCAACCUGGCACCUGAGAACCGCCUGUAUGACAGGGUUUACUGCGGAGCUUCCUGUCCUCCAGAACAGAGGGAGACCAUUCAGAACAUGAUCAAAGUCAACGGGAUACUGGUUAUACCUAUUGGCGAUCAGUUGCUGAAGAUCAAGAGAAUUGCUGAGACUGAGUUCAUUUCUGAAAAUGUGCUACCGGUCUCAUUUGCUUCCCUGAUCGUGCCAUUUCCGUCAGAGACCAAUCACAGCCUGAUUGUCCUGCCUGACGUCAACCCCAUGUCUCUGCAAUGCCUGUGUCGUGUUAUCAUCCGGGAUGCUAUCAGGAACACCUUUGACUUCAACCUGCCAGAGGCCAGUGAGCCGGGAAACAAGGUGAAGCACAUCAAGACAACCAAGUAUUUCCGCUCCGACGCUGGCAGACACCCUCUGAAUAUCCUUCCCACGGCACAAGGCUUGAUGCUUUUGGCAGCCUUUGAUAGCAGCGAUGAAGGGGAAGAUGAUGGCAGUGAAAACAGCAGAGGCUCCGGAAUACACAGCAUCCUCGACCUCAACCGUCAUCUGCGCCGACAUGUCACCGAGCUUCGUUCUAGAGACAGGUCCUCAAAGAAUACAACUAAUGAUGUGGAUUCUGACCUGUCGGAUAUGGAGGAUGAGGGUGUCCAUGUUGCAGACUCUAAAGAUAUCAAUGGGAAUAAAAACUCCAGCGUGGUGUCGAGCAACAGUGAGAAUGGAGAUCACCAAGAUGGGGACAUGGAUGUUGUGGAAGAGAACCAGCGGGCCACCAGGGAAUCCUCCGCAGCGGAACACAAACGUGUGGAGAGAAAUGGAAACUACAGGAGAUCUAAUGGUGGAGACCCUGAUGCAGGAAGCGGUGUAGUUGGAGGUACUUUUGCUUGCACUAGCAGUAAUCCUUAUGAGAAUAUAGCAGAGAGGAUUCUCACGAUUAUGUCCCCUAGCAGAAGAGACGACUCUACAGUUCCAGCAGUAGUGGGCAGCGAUUCUACAGCCACUGAAGCGGCAUCAUGUCAAGUGGGACAUAACGAUGUCCUGCCAUCCGAGUAUAACGCCCGCUCGCCAGCAAUCCAGGUGACUCCAUCAUCAGGUGUGCCAGUGCCUCGAGGCAUCAGGGAAUCUUACAGCACCAGCGCUGACACCUCCGGCUUUGGCUCAUUGGUCGAUGAUGCUAUUCAUACCAGCUCCCAGCUGUCAGGACUUGGCUCCCUGAAAGAUGACAUGGAGAUCACAGGGGAGGACUUCCUGCCUGUGUCCUCAUCACCAGCUCCAAACAACAAGAGAAGUCCUAGGUCCAAGUCUUCCUUCGGGGAAUCUAGUGUCGACUAUGACAGCCUGACAGCUGACAGCAACGAUGCCACAUGGAUAGAUACCGAGGAUGAAGACGAUGAACACGAGGGAGGAUCCAAAGUCAAGAAGAGCAAAAACAUUGAUGAUCAUAAAUGUGGUGGUCAGAAAGAAAGAAGUGGUGACGACAGUGAAGCUGGUGAUCAGUCAAAGUCUUCACCACGGGGACCAGAUUUUUCUGCAUUUUUAAGAGAGAAAGUUGAAAGUCUGCCAAUCCCCAGUUCUUUGAAAGCCUUUCUUCUUUACUACAGGCAGACUGAUGAGGAAAGUAGUUGA
Molecule: messenger RNA, 2076 nt
Organism: Candidula unifasciata
Lineage: Eukaryota; Metazoa; Mollusca; Gastropoda; Stylommatophora; Geomitridae
Source: the annotation of a GenBank genome assembly